This is a messenger RNA of Polyodon spathula (Mississippi paddlefish), 3918 nucleotides long. RefSeq names its product mitogen-activated protein kinase kinase kinase kinase 3. The record is from RefSeq and is a predicted model, not a curated record. Gene Ontology annotation, molecular function: MAP kinase kinase kinase kinase activity; ATP binding. Gene Ontology annotation, biological process: protein phosphorylation. The coding region runs from base 429 to 3212 and encodes 927 amino acids. Lineage: Eukaryota; Metazoa; Chordata; Actinopteri; Acipenseriformes; Polyodontidae. The transcript has 35 exons.
ACAAUGUUGCUAUAGCCUUCAACAGCAAAGUAAUGGCACUUUGAAAGUGAUGCCAUUUAAUGAUGCUUGAUGCAAUAUUUACGUUUUCCCCACUCAGGAGGAAGCUCUGGACGCUUGGAAUUACUUAGUACUGCGGCGGUGAUAAGAGGGAUUUAGACUCGCAUUCUCUUUUUGUAUUCCCGUUCCUGCUAUCCCUGACCAUCCGUAGCAGCGCUGAGGUCUCUUUUCCGAGCAUUCACUCCCAGCUGUCCCGCUGGAGAACCAUCCCCAUGCGCACGCGCGCUCUGCGGUGGAAGCCAUGUUAAAGUUACAGUGAAGUUGGGGCUGUGAUUUUCUGACGCUGUAUUUUUGUUUGUUUCUAUUUGCCUUAUAAACGAAUUACUCGACGUCUCUUAGCGUAAAUAUCAGAAUCAGAAACGGGAGUUCAAAUGAUGAAUUCCAGUUUCGACCUCUCCAGGAGGAAUCCACAGGAGGAUUUCGAGCUGAUUCAAAGGAUAGGAAGCGGCACCUAUGGAGAUGUCUACAAGGCUCGCAAUGUCAACACUGGGGAGCUGGCAGCCAUUAAAGUCAUUAAGCUGGAACCUGGGGAAGACUUUGCAGUUGUGCAGCAAGAGAUUGUGAUGAUGAAGGACUGUAAACAUUCAAACAUUGUGGCAUAUUUUGGCAGCUAUCUUAGGAGAGAUAAGUUAUGGAUUUCUAUGGAGUAUUGUGGAGGAGGAUCACUACAGGACAUUUAUCAUGUAACUGGACCUUUGUCAGAAUCGCAAAUAGCAUAUGUUUCACGGGAAACAUUACAGGGUUUGAACUAUCUUCAUAGUAAAGGAAAAAUGCACAGAGACAUUAAGGGAGCAAAUAUUCUCUUAACAGAUAAUGGUUAUGUGAAACUAGCUGACUUUGGAGUAUCUGCACAGAUAACAGCCACGUUGGCCAAAAGGAAAUCCUUCAUCGGCACGCCAUACUGGAUGGCACCAGAGGUAGCUGCUGUGGAGAGGAAGGGUGGAUACAACCAGCUAUGUGACAUCUGGGCAGUCGGGAUAACUGCUAUUGAGCUGGCAGAACUUCAGCCCCCGAUGUUUGACUUGCAUCCAAUGAGGGCAUUAUUCCUGAUGACGAAAAGCAGCUUUCAGCCACCUAAACUGAAAGACAAAAUUAAAUGGACAAACAAUUGUCACCAUUUUGUUAAAAUGGCCCUGAUAAAAAAUCCUAAGAAAAGGCCAACAGCUGAAAAACUGCUGCAGCAUCCAUUUGUAACACAGCCUUUGAGUCGAACUCUUGCCAUUGAGCUGCUGGAUAAAGCAAGCAAUCCAGACCACAGUACUUUCCACGACUUUGAUGAUGAUGAUCCAGAGUUUAAAUAUUUUGGGAUCUUUUCUCCCGUUUCGCCUCUUUCACGGCGAGCCCCACGUUUUGCCGCCCGUCUGAAGCCUCCUGUUGGUGUACCUCACAGAAUUCACUCAACAAGUAGAAACGCGAGGGAAGAGAAGACACGCUCCGAGAUAAACUUUGGACAGGUUAAAUUUGAUCCCCCUUUGAGAAAGGAAACUGAGCCACACCAUGAACUCCCCGACACUGACGAUUUUUUGGACUGUUCAGAAGAAAUAUACUACACUGCAAGAUCUAAUCUGGAUCUUCAUUUAGAAUAUGGACAAGGGCACUUUGGAGGAAAUAAGAGCCUUCUGAAAUCGGUGGAAGAGGAACUUCACCAGCGGGGACAUGUGGCACAUUUAGAGGAUGAUGAUGGUGAUGAUGAUGAAACUCAACAACCCACUAUCUCAACUUUGAAACCGAAAGUGCCACCACCACUGCCACCGAAGCCGAAAUCUAUCUACAUCCCCCAUGAGAGUCACCAUCCUGUUGAGGAAGACAACCAGGGAACCAUUAAGCGAUGCCCUGCUUCGGAGAGCCCUGCCAGGCCAGCUUCCCAUUGUCCUCCCAGGCCCCCUCCUCCCAGGCUCCCCCUACACAAACUCAGCAGCCUAGGCAAUGGAGUGAAUGCAUCACAAAUAAAUGGAGAGCAAGAAGGCUCUCUCCAACAGCCAGGUGCAAAACAAGCUACAAUGCCUCCUGUUGUCCCUUUAAGGAAAGACAAAAAGGAGUUACCGGUAACACUAAAUAAACCGGUAAGCAAUGGUUUGCCGCCAACUCCAAAAGUGCAUAUGGGUGCGUGUUUCUCUAAGGUAUUUAAUGGGUGUCCAUUAAAAGUCCAUUGUGCUACAUCAUGGAUUAAUCCAGACACAAGAGACCAGUAUUUGAUAUUUGGUGCAGAAGAAGGCAUUUACACCUUAAACUUAAACGAGCUUCAUGAGACGUCCAUGGAACAGCUUUUUCCACGAAGGUGUACAUGGCUGUAUGUAAUGAAUAAUUGUUUACUUUCAAUAUCUGGGAAAGCUUCCCAGCUUUACUCUCAUAAUUUGAUAGGUCUUUUUGAAUAUGCUCGGCAGAUGCAGAAAUUGCCUGUUGCCAUUCCUACACACAAGCUUCCAGACCGAAUUCUUCCCAGGAAGUUUGCAGUAUCCACAAAAAUUCCAGACACAAAGGGUUGCCAAAAGUGUUGCGUGGUGAGGAAUCCUUACACAGGACACAAAUACCUUUGUGGAGCUUUUCAGUCUAGUAUUGUUCUAUUGGAAUGGGUUGAACCAAUGCAGAAGUUUAUGCUGAUCAAGCACAUAGAUUUCCCCUUGCCUUGUCCACUGGAGGUCUUUGAAAUGCUAGUUGUUCCCGAGCAAGAAUACCCUUUUAUCUGCGUUGCUGUCAGUAAAGGAACGGAGUUCAACCAGGUGGUGCGGUUUGAGAAUGUCAACCCCACCUCCACCUCUUCAUGGUUUACAGAAACAGAUACACCACAAUCUUGUGUAAUUCAUGUCACCCAGCUGGAAAGAGACACAAUUUUAGUCUGCCUUGAUCGGUGUAUAAAAAUAGUGAAUUUACAAGGAAGGUUAAAAUCCAGCAGAAAGCUGUCUGCAGAGCUAACGUUUAAUUUCCAAAUAGAGGCAAUAGUUUGCCUCCAGGACAGUGUAUUGGCAUUUUGGAAGCAUGGUAUGCAAGGAAGAAGCUUCAAGUCAAGCGAGAUCACCCAGGAGAUAUCUGAUAAUACAAGAAUCUUCAAGCUCUUAGGUUCUGACAGAGUGGUGGUGUUGGAAAGCAGGCCCACCGACAACCCUGCAGCCAACAGCAAUCUGUAUAUCUUGGCAGGGCAUGAAAACAGUUACUGAUUCAUUUUGCAUGGCAAGAAGCAAUGAAGCUCAAACAGAAUGGAGUCAAGCAGACACUACUGCUUCAGCAUCUAUGAAUGCUUGGAAUUUUACUACAAUUACAGCUGCUUUUUUCAGGUUGCUUUGGAUUCCGUUUUUAUAUUUAUUGUGGCGUGUAAGAAAGAAGCAAGCAGAGGACAUUUUAAUUAAGUGUUGCCACCACUUCUAGUAUCUUCCGUUUACCACACAAGUGCUUAAUUUGCUUAUAUGUAAUCUUUGUACAUAAAUGUGUAGUAUUUUUUGGAGCAAGUUACUUCAUGUGAUUGAAGUUGUACACUAAGACUUAAUGUAGAUAGUACUGCAUAUAUGUUGUACAGGUGUCCUAACUGCAGAUGUAAAGGUGUGAGUGAUGCAAAUAGUAAAUGGGGUGCUACUUUAAGGGCAUGUCUCGGGGGUUCACUUUGGGUACAGCUUUAAAGUAUUCAGCAGAAAAGAAUAGCAAUGUGCCCAUCUUACUAACACUGAUGUAUUUAUCAUGUGAUCUAGUGCUUCAAAUGCAAACUUUUAACCAUGUAUGUUUUAUUCCAAGCCAUUCUAUAUUUUAAUUGCUUGUAUUUUUAAUGCUGAGGCAUAUACACUGGUGUUUUAAAUUUGCACAAAAGUGUGUGUGUGUGUAUAUAUAUAUAUAUAUAUAUAUACCGGUCAAAAGUUUUAGAACAACUCAAUU